CUUACGUUCAUCAUCGUCUCCCGUCGCCGAGCUCACCGUCGACGCCGGCAGCGACAACGCCCGCGCCGCUCACCACCGCCCCUCGUUCAGCGACUAUAACCAUGCAGACACGGCGCGCCUCGGGCGUGACCCCGCUCGCAAUCGUCCUCCCCCAUCCUCAGCUUCCCCGGCGCCGCUCGAACUUGCUCUCGGGGUCCGCGUCGCCGCGUACCCCGCGCUCAUGCGGCUCCCCCUCGUGCUCGCCCAUCUUCCUCACCACCAGCACGAACAGGAAUAGCUGCGAUAGCUGGAACAGCUCGAUACACGAGGACGAGAAGGAGUGGGAAUGGAAGGCUGAGCAACUGCUGCUACUCUCCAGGACUCUCGAUGCGUUACCCUCGCAUCUCUACACUCCUUUCAACGGAUCUGUACCCCCAUCCAACCUCCUAGACAAGAUCGCGCGCGGCGUCGCGCAGGCCAAGGGCGCCGAAGAAUGGCCGCACUCCCUGCGCCAGACGCGUCAGAAGCUCAUCGAGCUAUCGCGCGCCCGGGGGAAGGAUGAGUCGAUUCCUGAAGAGACGGCGGUUGAGAUCGCCAGCGACGACUCUCAGGACCCCAGCGCCAACCCAUCCAUGCAAGCCAAGACCCCCAAGCCCUCAAUUUCUCCCAGGAAGCGCCCUCUGUACCGUCAAUCGAGCAUGGAGUUCAUGGAUGCCCCUGCCUCCGAUCUCAAGGACAAUGACACAAUCAACAAGUUGUCCAGCCGGCUCCAGCGUACAGAUCGCUACCUGUCCAACCAAUCCUUCCACCCCUACUCGCGACCCACAGGUCGUCGCCUCUCAUCGCCCCCGCGCCCUCACAACGUUCCCGCACUGACCAACGCGACGUCAAGCUCCUCGACGCUGUCUUCGCUUGCUUCAUCUGGGCCGACGCGCCCAUACAAUCUGCGUCGCACGGCAUCGCUCCUGUCAACAAGCUCCUCCGAUUGCAAAGCCGAUGCUCGGCACAGCGGCCUCAGCAGCCUCAGUGGAAUGAGCGUGGAGGAAGCGCGUCUUCUGCCAGCCAUGCCCGACCCCAGAGUUACGCGUGUCAGGCGCUCUGAGUCAUUCUAUGGCUCUUCCGAGUCCCGGCAGCCGCUGAAGCGUGCGCCAUCAUACAGCGCUUCGGUGAUCGCGCAGAAGACGAAGCAGCGCGAGUCGGUCGUAUCGAACGACUCCAGCGUGAACAGCACCCAGAGCGCCUGCCAAAUAUCGUCCGACGAGGAGGAGAAGGCGCGCUCUCGCUCGGCCAAGAAGCCCCGGACCAGGUCUGGAAGCGGGUCGUCACCCAAGGCCGACACGCCCGUGACGCCCACCUCUGAGUCAAAGCCCAAGGCGCCCAAGCCCCGCUCGGAGAAGCCGAAGGCCCGCGAGCCCACCGAAUCCCACAAGAAGCGCAAGCCGACGACCAUGAAGCGGCACCCCAGUCUGCUCGGGCCCGAGCUGCCUGGCGUGACUCAGCCGGCGCCGCUCAGCCCUGCCGUCGAGCUGCACCCUGUCCCUGCGUCGCCGCGUCGGACUCUCCGGCGCGUCAAGCGCCUGCCGCCUGGCCGCCGCAUAUCGUUCGGUGUGCUGGCGUCCGGUAACGACGCGGACAUGGAGUGCGAGGACGAGCCCAAGAACGCGCCGCUGACCUUCGGCGCGCCCCUGGGCAGCGCGUUCCAGCUCAACUAGACGGACGUGGAUUUCUUGUGCAGGGAGCUGGACUUCCUAUAGAGGACAGGCAAGGAGGGAGGAAGGAAGGAGAGGAAAAACGCUACGGAGAAAGGAGGAAGGAGAUCUUGGUUUUGGCGUCCGUCCGGCCAGUCCUGCGCUCGCUGGAUCUGAUCGUCGCCCGUCGCCACCCCUGCAUCGGUUCAAGGACUCGAUUCGAACUCGGCACCUCGCAAACUACAUUGACAACACACACUGACAAGCAAGCCUCUCAACAACAUUGUUAUCAUUAUUCUCAUCUAUUGGUCGGCUAUUCGCGGCAGUCGGGCUCCUCUGACUGUCGCGGACGUGCGGCCGAUCGACACUCGCCCCAUCGUGUACUACGAUACAACCCCGCUCACCCGCGCGGCUCGCCCGCUGCCAUUCGACCGCUACAACACGGUGCUCGCUACCUUGCGCCUAUUGCUAGCACCUAAUCUAUUCACCGCGCAAGACUCACCGCAUACACUGACCGCCAUCGCGUACUUCACCGUCAUCGCGCGUCAUUCGGCUUCUGGUCGACCCCACCACAUCCGCUGUCCAUCUUCGCAUGCAUCGACCCAUGUACUCGCGGCCAUUCGACACAUUGUUUCGCCCCUCACCACGGCGCUUUUCGAACCUUCGUGUACCACCACCCCCAUUCAUUCCUUACGCAGGACGAGCCCGGGCUCGCUCACCUUUUCAUCUUUCUUCAUCUCUUUUCGUCUUCGUCUUCUCAUCUUAUCUUCUUCACCCAUCUCACCCUAACAUAUCUUAUAUUUUCUAUCGUGCUCACCACGCUUCCCACCUUCCUUCGCUCGUGCUCCGGUCCCCGACAUCUGUACUCCCCGCCGCUCACUCACCCCCUCUUCCUCUGCCCGCUAACCGCCGAGUACGCAUGUCCUAUAUUGAACACCUUCCUUUCGGCUUCGGUUUCCUUGUGUUACUUACUGAUCCCUUCCUUUCCUUUAUAUGUUCGAUUCCCUUUACUUACUCUGUUCGAUUUCUUUUGCUGCUACUGCUACUGCUGACUGGAUCGUGGAACUCACGCCUCUACGUUGGGCGUUGUACAAUCGUCUAGGCAUCUCCAAAUAUACAUGCGAUUUUGAAUAAGUGUGCUUGUGGG
Schizophyllum commune H4-8 is the source of this 2814-nucleotide messenger RNA. RefSeq lists its product as uncharacterized. The record is from RefSeq and is a predicted model, not a curated record. The transcript is spliced from 4 exons. NCBI's taxonomy places the organism in Eukaryota, Fungi, Basidiomycota, Agaricomycetes, Agaricales, Schizophyllaceae. Bases 102 to 1691 code for a protein of 529 amino acids.